This is a messenger RNA of Megalops cyprinoides (Indo-Pacific tarpon), 1412 nucleotides long. It is a transcript of the gene sp5l, whose product is annotated as Sp5 transcription factor-like. The coding region runs from base 327 to 1412 and encodes 361 amino acids. Gene Ontology annotation, molecular function: DNA-binding transcription factor activity, RNA polymerase II-specific; RNA polymerase II cis-regulatory region sequence-specific DNA binding. NCBI's taxonomy places the organism in Eukaryota, Metazoa, Chordata, Actinopteri, Elopiformes, Megalopidae. Gene Ontology annotation, biological process: regulation of transcription by RNA polymerase II. The transcript has 2 exons. The record is from RefSeq and is a predicted model, not a curated record.
UGUUGCAACUGGCUGGCCUUGUACUUCAAAAGACAGGCUCUGACAACCACAGCCACUAGUUGUGAAGAACAGAAGGUAGGAGAAAGCUUGUACACGUGUGAGGAGGAACGUUUUUAAAGCCCACACACCCGCACAGCGUGGAUUUAGGAAGUGUCAAAUGACACGAGAUUACUCUAUCUUCUCCGACUGUUGUCAGUGUAUUGUGGCCUGGCACGGAUGUACCUCUCCGUUGUGUCACGCCGUAUGAUCACAUUGUUCACAUUAGCCGUUUGCUGUUGUCCGCUUUGGCUUCCAAGCGCUGCCCGUUCUGUUUGCGCAGUGUGGAAAUGCGCGGACAGAUGGCUGCACUGGCAGUGCCUAUGACUGAAAACUUUCUGCACGCUUUCUUGCAGGACCGCACCCCGAGCUCUUCCCCUGAUGGACCCCCACAUCCCCUCCCUGUCCUGGCUCCCACGUGUGGCCAGGCACGGCAGGGGGGCAUCGGUGUGGGUUCGGAGGGCCAGCAGUUUAUGUAUGAGGGGUCCAUGGGCUCCUCCGGAAUGUUUCUGUGGGGCAGUGAGGUGGCGUCUGCCACCAGUACCACCCUGAGGACCCACCAGGUGGCAUUCACCAUGCCCAAGGUUCAGUUCCCUGGACCGGCCCGGACCGGGGCUGGGUCUCACCAUCUCCAUCAUCACCAUCACCAUGAGCUACCCCUCACUCCACCUGCUGACCCCCCCAACUCCUAUUCAUUCCAGCUCUCCCCCGUCAAGGUGGUUACCUCCCAGGUGCAGGGCAACAGCUCCUACUACCACCAGCAGCAGAGCGGGAGCUCCAGUCAGAACUUCCCCAGUCUCUUCCAGAGCUCUUCCACCAGGCUGUUGGGCAGACAUACAGACGGGGAGUGGUGGAGCCUGCCACAGACUAGUGGGGUUGCUGCCGCCAGCCGCCCUUUCUCCCUGGGGAGGCAGCUGGCGCUGGGCCGCCAGCAGCAGAUCAGUGCUCUCCUCCAGCGCCCACACAAGGGGCUGCUGAGUGGCGCACGCCGCUGUCGAAGGUGCAGGUGCCCCAACUGCCAGGCUACUGUGGGUGGUGGCGCUGCGGAGCUGGGCAAGAAGAAGCUGCAUGUCUGCCACGUCCCAGCAUGCGCCAAGGUAUACAAGAAGACGUCACACCUGAAGGCGCACCUGCGUUGGCACGCCGGUGAGAGGCCCUUCGUCUGCGGCUGGCUGUUCUGUGGCAAGAGCUUCACUCGCUCCGACGAGCUUCAGCGCCACCUGCGGACACACACAGGAGAAAAACGCUUCGGCUGCCAGCAGUGCGGCAAGCGCUUCAUGCGGAGUGACCACCUGGCCAAGCAUGCCAAGACCCACCAGAGCAGGAAGUGCAGAGCCCCCGCAGAGGUCCCUCUCAGGGACGUCAAGAGGGAGUGA